This is a messenger RNA of Dimorphilus gyrociliatus, 1575 nucleotides long. The record is from the annotation of a GenBank genome assembly. NCBI's taxonomy places the organism in Eukaryota, Metazoa, Annelida, Polychaeta, Dinophilidae.
AAGUUUGAAACCCAAAACGAGGCUACGUAUUAACGACGAAUCACGCCAUUUUCUUUGUCAGCCGACUUAGUUAAUACUAUUUUCUCCAAACUCACUUUUGAAGCAUGAAGCGUGAAAGCGAACAAGCCGAAUCCGCUGAUGAUAGAAAAAAGAAAAGAAAAAGCCGCUGGGGAGGUGGAGACUUUGAGAAAACUUUUAUACCGGGUAUGCCUACAUCAAUUCCCCAAAACUUGACAAAAGAUCAAGAAGAGAUGUACUUACUACAACUGCAGAUUGAAGAAACAUCUCGACGUUUGAGAACUGGAGAUUUAGGCAUACCGCCGAAUCCGGAAGAGAGAUCACCAUCUCCUGAGCCGAUUUAUAAUCAUGAGGGAAAGCGGCUAAACACAAGAGAGUACCGAAUGAGGAAAAAACUAGAAGAACUUCGUCAUGAAUUAGUUCAAAAAGCACUGAAAGUCAAUUCUAGCUAUCACCCUCCAAGCGACUAUAAACCGCCCGUAGUUAGAGUUAGUGAUAAAGUUUUAAUACCACAAGAAGAGCAUCCCGAUAUAAACUUUGUAGGAUUACUUAUUGGACCCAGAGGAAAUACUUUGAAGACUUUAGAAAAAGACACAGGAGCAAAAAUAAUUAUCAGAGGAAAAGGUUCAAUUAAAGAAGGAAAGGUUGGGAGAAGUGACGGUCAGCCACUUCCCGGACAAGAUGAACCACUACAUGCGUACAUUACGGCCAAUAACCCUGAAAAUGUAAAGAUGGCGGCUGAAAAAAUUAAAGAUAUAAUUAGACAGGGAAUCGAAGUCCCAGAAGGGCAAAAUGAUCUACGACGGCACCAGUUACGUGAAUUAGCACUUUUGAAUGGUACUCUUAGAGAAACAGAUGGAUUGAGUAAACUCAGACAAAUGGCACAAGCCAAUACAAUAGUUACAAACAAUAUAGUGUGUACUAUGUGCGGAGGAGCUGGUCACAUUGCACAAGAUUGUAAAGAAAGAAGACCAGGAGAAAGUCUCAGACAAUUUGAAAGCGGCCAAGUACCAAUGCCGACCCCUGCGGAUAAAGCAAAAAUGGAUAGCGAGUACAUGUCAUUGAUGGCUGAACUUGGCGAAGCUGCUCCUCCUCCUCCUGGCACACAACAGUUUAAUGGACCGCCUCCAACAGUAGGUCAAACAUGGAAUAGAGGAGGACCAAUGGCUUUACCGCCGCCACCUCCACCACCAGGAAAUGGUCCCGCUAACAAUAAUGGACCACCCGGAGUUUCAACGCCUUGGCAACAACAGCAGCAACCUCCACCUCCUCCUGGAACAACAAAACCCUUGGCUCCCCCACCACCCCCUCCUCCUGGUUCUGGUGGUCCACCUCCCACAAGCAAUAUGCCCCCUUGGCAACCACCUCCACCGCCAGUGUCCGCUUCUAAUUGCCCUCCAUGGCAACAAGGUCCAUGGCAAACCCCUCCUCCUCCACAGGGUAACUAUGCCCCUCCAAUGGGAAUGCCACCUCCUCCUCCACCACCUCCUAACUAAAGUUAAUAUGUUCAUAUAUCAACAUACAAAUAUAUAUAAAUAUAUAUAUAUAUAUAUAUUU